Messenger RNA from Protopolystoma xenopodis, 1581 nucleotides. NCBI's taxonomy places the organism in Eukaryota, Metazoa, Platyhelminthes, Monogenea, Polystomatidea, Polystomatidae. The record is from the annotation of a GenBank genome assembly.
AUGAGAACUCCGGCUUCUCCAUUACUACGUGCCUGGAGCUCUCUUCGCGCCAGCCUUCCGAUCCAGGCUCGUCGCCAGCGCAAAUCAACUGCAAGCCAGAAGGAGUCUUCCCACAAUCAUGUGCAUCAGCAGCAGAAAUCACAACACCCUAAUCGACACAAUUCGUUAUCUGGUGUCAAUGGAAUCCGCACUUCAUCGACCGACAUUACUCAGCAGUCUCAUUUCUUGUCCUCUGUUUCUUCGGCCCAGGCGGACUGUAGCAAUUCUCUCAAUAAACCUCAAAAAUCUUGCAUUCGAGAGGGCUUGAACGGCCUCAGCUUCUCGAGCUUCACGCACCAACGACCAUCUUUGCCUAACAACAGUCAACUACCUCUCUCGUCUUCUUCCAGAGACUGUAAAGUUCCCAUUUCACAACCCCCAGGUCGACCAAUCAUUUUUUCAUCUAGUUUCAUCGGUUUUCCUGCCUUUGAUUCCUGGUCUCUCUUCGACUCAUCGCAGCAGACUAUGGAGGCCCGACUUUCUGCCCCCCUAGCCAGCUCUCUCCUGUCUAGCACUGGCUCCCCUUCCGCACCAAAUGCAACUUCUGAAUGCUCAGCUCAGUUUGGCAGUCAAACCAAAUCGCCCAUCUCGAUGAACGAUUCAAACAACCAAUCACUUAUUCUCCGCCCACCGCCCCCGAUGUACAGACAUUCAUCUCAAGACCCUCCUCUUGGCGUCUCCGAUGAUAUUGCGUCAAGCGUUUCGUCUUUUCAACGCGACCCGCCAACCCUCAUCUUUCCUCCACCUCCUAUUCUGUCACCACCUUCACCUCCGGGCGUUACCAACGCCUAUGCCCAGCACGCCACUCCACCUCCGAGGCCUACGCGGCCAAGUCAUCUUGUAGCGUCCCAAAAGUCUUUGCACUUUAUAUCCACAUUACGAACUUCGUCUUUUCAGACGAGCCAACCAAGCGACACAAGCUCUAACUCUACACCAGAUAGUCAUACAAACCUUCAAUUUGUUGAUUCAGAUAACCCUGAAGGGACCUCGGAAUCUGUAGUAGGUGAUUACAUUGACCAUCUGACUAAUGAGGCAAUACGACUGCAACAACAUAGUGAUGAAGAAGACGAAGAUGAACUAAAUGACAAUGAUUCUUUGCUUUCGACUUUAUCACGUGAAGCAAUUGCAGAGCAAAUUAAUACCACUCUUACUCGGCCUCCGCUGAUUUCUUCGAGGACCGACCGUCCCGAACCCUCAGAAUUAGCAAUUUAUCCGUCCGAUCCCAAAAUGUCGCCCGAUACUUUCAUCUCUUCUGAUAAGUUUUCUAUCCAGAUUAGUGGGACCGCUUGUCCUGAUGCCCCAAUCAGCUUGAUUCAGCCUCGGUCAACUCAAGACUCUUUCCCCAAAGAUUUCUCCUUCCCAGAACAUUGUAUUCCAUGGUCUAAUAGUUUAACUGCACCUACUUCAAAGCCCUCACAACAUUUGAUCGAUACCUGUCAGCCAAUAGUUGCAAGUGAGUUGUCCUUUACUUCAUCAUUCCUUAAUUCAUUUGCUAUUGUUAUUAUUGAGCUUACUUCCAUUUCGAAUGGAAGUGUUGGGUGA